AUGGCUGAGUCGCCGAACCCAGACGAGGCCAUUGCCAUCAUUGGCAUGGCCUGUAGGUUCCCUGGCUCCUCCCAUGGCCCGGAAGAGCUGUGGGACAACUUGAGAGACGAGACCAGUGCCUUCUCCGAAGUUCCUGCCGCCCGAUUCAAUGCUAAGGGAUGGUACCAUGCAGACCCAACCCGCGUUGGGAGUCACUUCUCUAUCUCGUCGGCCGAAGCAGCCGCCAUGGAUCCGCAACAGCGCAUGCUGCUCGAAGUUUCCGACGAAGCAUUUGAGAACGCCGGCCUUUCCAAAGAGAAACUCAAAGGGAGCAACACCAGUGUCUUCGUUGGAUCUUUUACUAAAGACUACGAGCAAACCUGCAUGAGAGAUCCGGAUACAAACCCACCGCAUUCUGCGACAGGAAACUCUCUUGCCGUCCUUUCAAAUCGGAUCUCCUAUGAGUUCGAUCUGACCGGUGUAAGCCUGACCCUUGACACUGGUUGUAGUGCCAGCAUGGUCGCUGUCCACCUGGCUUGCAAGAGCCUAAUAUAUAGAGAAAACUCAAUGGCUGUUGCCGCGGGCGUGGGCCUCAUCUUCUCCCCAAACACCUUGGCUUCAAUGGGUGGGCUCGGUAUUCUCAAUCCAGAGGGAAAGUGUUUCACAUUGGAUGAACGUGCCAAUGGGUACGGACGUGGCGAGGGAGUCGGAGUGGUCGUUUUGAAGAGGCUCGCAGAUGCUGUCGCUGACAAUGACACAAUCCGUGCCGUCAUCAAGGCAACAGGAACCAACCAGGAUGGUCAUACCCAAGGUCUCACACUUCCGAGCGAGUCACGGCAGAUCGACAACAUCAGGAACACGUACGAGCGCGCCGGGCUCAGCCUUGACCGCACAGCGUACUUCGAGAUGCACGGUACCGGCACAGUCGUGGGAGAUCGAAAGGAGGCACAUGCUGUGUCGAGUGUUUUCUGCCAGGACCGCGAUGAGACAAAUCCUAUGGUUGUGGGCUCUGUCAAGACAAGCAUCGGACAUCUCGAAGGUGCCGCAGGAGUUGCAGGCCUCAUCAAAGCUGUUCUUGCAGUCGAAAAGGGGUAUAUCCCGAAGCACCUGAACUUUGAGAAGGCGAACUCUGACAUUGAUCUUGAACAACUCAAACUGAAAGUCCCACUGGAGAUGAUGCCAUGGCCUGUCGAGGGUCUUCGACGAGCCAGUGUUAAUUCAUUCGGGUUUGGAGGGACAAAUGGUCACUGCGUUGUCGAUGACGCUGCCCAUGCCCUUGCUGAGGCCGGCCUAGAAGGCAAUCACGUCUCUUAUCUCUUCCCAGGCGACAAGCUACUAAAAGCAACACCCUCGCCUACCAAGGAGGACCACACGCAGCCCCCCAACCGACUUUUCAUCUACUCGUGCAAAUAUCAAGACGGCCUCACCAAGAUCCACACAAAUCAUUCAGAAUACCUCCAAGAUCGGGUUGACUCCCCCCCAGAAUUUCUUGCCAAUUACGCCUACACUUUAUCCUCGCGGCGAAGCAAGUACGAAUACAGGUCCUUUUGCGUUGCCCGUUCGUCUAGCGAACUUCUGGAGCACCUCGCAUCAGAUUCAGCCAACAUGGCAACGGUGAGGCCCAACAACACCAAGGGCAUACCCCAGAUCGCCCUCGCCUUUUCGGGUCAAGGUGCUCAGUGGGCCCGGAUGGGAGUCGAGCUGCUCCACUACCGCAAGUUCAAAGACAGCAUCGCCAACGCGACCCUGUUCCUUCAGAAAGAGUUGAACAGCCCCUUCAACCUCUGGGAUGAAAUUCUCAAGGAGAAGGACGUCUCAAGAAUGAACGAACCCGAGAUUGCACAGCCAGCGACGACAGCUCUUCAGGUCGCGCUGGUAGACCUUCUCAAAGCAACUGACAUCAAGCCGAAAGCCAUAGUCGGCCAUUCAUCGGGUGAAAUCGCCGCCGCCUAUGCACUUGGAGCCAUCACCAGAGAGGAUGCAUGGACGAUUGCAUAUCACCGCGGCCGAUGCGUUGCCGAUCUCCGAGACUCGGGUGUCACUGGUGCCAUGCUCGCUGUGCCUCUUUCGGAGGCCGACGUGCAGCCUUACCUUGCCCAGGCUGGCCAGAGCUCGGUUGAGGUUGCUUGCAUAAACAGCCCGGUCUCGGUCACGGUCUCGGGAGAUGAGAACGGCGUCGACCGAAUUCGACAGGCUCUCCAAGCGGACAACGUGACGGCGGUGCGCCUCAAGGUUCAGACAGCCUACCAUUCGCGUCACAUGCAGCAAGUGGAAGACGCGUACCGCAACGCAAUUGCCUCCAUCCGCCCGGGAAAGGCCGAUCCGGCAAAUCCCUGCGUCAUGUACUCGUCAGUCUCGGGCCGCCCUGUACAAGCGGCGGAGCUGGGCGCGGAGUAUUGGGUCCAGAAUCUCGUCCGCCCUGUCCAGUUCAAGACGGCUGUUGCCGCUAUGCUCCAGGAGCAGGAGUGUUCGGUAGACACGGUGAUCGAGGUCGGCCCUCACCAUGUCCUGCGGGCCGCACUGAAGCAGACAGCGCUGUCUGUUGAUCCGAAGUACGAGUCACUGUGGCUAACGUCGCUCCUUGAGCGUGGUCGAGACGCCUCUUCUACAUCCAUGCAGAUGAUGGGAUAUCUCUGGCGAUACGAAUACCCCGUGAAUUUGAUGUGGCAAAACGAGACCGAUUUUGGCGGUCUUCCGAGAGUUCUCGUUGACUUGCCUCGCUACCCCUUCGACCACGUCCAGAGCUACUGGUCUGAGUCGAACCGGUCAAAGUCGAAUCGAUUCCGUGCCAAUGGACGCCAAGACCUGAUAGGCGCUCCUAUGGAGCACGAAUCACAGCAGGAGCCUCGCUGGCGCGGAUUCUUCAGACUCCACGAGAAUCCGUGGCUAGAGGAUCACAAGGUGCAAGGCACAAUCGUCUACCCUGCAGCAGGGAUGGUUUCGAUGGCCAUCGAGGCGGCAAAGCAGAUGGCAGACCCCGAGAGAGUUGUCUCGGAAUAUGAAGUCUCCAAACUCGAAAUCACCAAGCCCAUGGUCAUCCCGUCGACUUCCUACGGUCUGGAAAACAUGCUGUGCGCACACCUGGAGACUCCGGAAUCCAAACUGAGCCUCCUGGCUGAAUGGACCUAUGGGUUCAGAAUCUUGUCCAGUCCUGAAGUGCCAAAUUGGACUACCAACGCGAUCGGUCGUUUCCACAUCCGCUACGCUGGAGAGGGCACAACCGAGGCUACGGCAUACCCGGACGAGUACCGCCAUCUUGACGCAAGCUGCGCUACCAUCCAGAUUCCUCGACAGUUAUACGAGUGCUUGGACGUGGUGGGAAUGAGCUAUGGCCCUUCUUUCCGCAACCUGACCGAGGUUCGGAGUGGUGAGCAAGUUGCCUGCACAGCGGUCCGCAUCCCCGACACCAAGGCUAUUAUGCCUCACAACUUCGAGUACGACCACGUCAUUCAUCCUGCCACUCUGGACUCGAUGUUCCAGUCAGUAUUUGCGCUUGGACAGGACCCGAUGCUUCCCUGUGCUAUUGACAGCGUCGUCAUUGCGGCAAACGUUUCACAGGGAGCGGGCGCUACGUUCCGGGGCUACGCCACAGCUCAGAAAGUCGGACAAACCGAGGCCUCAGCAGAGAUCGUGAUGCUCGACGAGCCACUGCAAACCGCUAUGGUUGUCGUCAAGGGACUCCACCUCAAGGCCGCACCGACCGGUUCCAGCUCCGGAGGGGCUGGUUUCUUGCCGUCGAACCGCAAUUUAUGCAGCGAGAUCAUCUGGAAGGAAGAUCUAUCAACUGUAACACCCUCGACAGUGAAGGAAAUUCUGGAUCUCAUUGGUCAUAAGAAUCCCGCGAUGACCAUCCUGCAGAUCGGCGGCCCGAUGCAGACUAUGAACGGGGUGUUUGAAAUGCUGGCGAAGCCGCACGAGACACCAAGAUUCUCGCGAUACACGAUCUGUGCGCCUGAGGCCCAGCUGCAAGAGUUCCGAGGACACCCUUCAGCAGGCUACCUCUCCGAACGUCUUGACUUUGUCGAGGACAAGACUCAAGCCCUGACACAACGACAGUACGACCUCGUCAUCCUCGGUCCAGGCGAGUCAUCGGACGCCCUUGACCUGAUCCCAUCGAUGAAGGACGGAGGAUGGGUCCUGCAGCGCUUUCCCGCUCACAUGGGUACCAACGUGGAAGAAGAAGAAGAAGGAAAAUCAGAGGUCUCCAGCAGCCUCAAAGAGCGCGCCGUACUGUGGCGUGAUUGCCCCCCAGGCCAGAGCGUCGUGGCGCACAGCAAGCCGGCCGACCGGGCGUCCAAGCUCGGUUGCAAAGGAAUAGUGAUCAUUCUACCAGAAUGCCCUUCAGGGCCAGCGCUGCUCCUGUCAGGAGCACUCUCCAACCUGUUUGAACGUGCUGGAGUGCUGGUGGAGCGGUGCCACCUAGGCUUGCUCUGUGCGAUGCCAAACAUCGAUCCUCGCAGCCUCUGCAUAUCUUUUGCCGAGCUGGAAGGCCCGCUCCUGUUCUCUCUCGACAAGAUGAGAUUCAACAAUCUCAACCAACUGCUCACUUCGGCCAACAACGUGGUGUGGGUCACUCGUGGCGCUCAGCGCGGUGGCCCAUCUCCCCAGGCGGCGACUUUCAUCGGUCUUGCCAGGUCUCUCCGGUCUGAGGACUCCAAGAAGAACAUCUUGUCUGUCGACAUCGAUGUAGCCGAUAACAUCGACACUCUCCCUACCGCGAGGGCGAUGUACUUCGCCAUCAGGAUGAAUUUCAGCGGCGGUUCUCCCAGCAAGGUAGAGACUGAAGUCAUGAUUCGGGGUGGCAGACUCUACACUCCGAGACUAGAGCAUCUACGCACGCUCAAUGGCGUCAUUGAGAAUGGCAAAUCUGAAGUGCAGAGCUCCGAUGCAGAGCUGUUGGCGCAAGGUAGCAAGUGCCUGGCGCUCGAGCCGAGCUCCAUUGGAGAUUCCGAAGGCCUCUGCUUCCGAGAGGACCCGGAUUUGUCGAACGUCGAGCUGAAGCCCGACGAGAUUCGCAUCUCUGUUCAGAGCACAUAUCUCGAUCCGACUGAUGCCGCAAUUAUGGAUGAAGAGGAAGAACGUGCGGCGAUUGGUACCGACGUCACUGGCGUUGUCACUGCUGUCGGCGCCAAUGUGAGCAAUGUGCGAGUCGGAGACCUCGUCACUGCCCUCGUCAAAGGCACACUGAAGAACUCGGUCCGUGUUAGGAAAGAGCUCGUCCGUAGGGUGCCUCGCUUGUUGGGAGACACUGAAGCAGUCCCUGUUUGGAGCCUGAGCGCGUUCAUGACGGCUAUGUAUGGCCUCAAAACCGUCGGCAGGCUGGCAGAGGGCCAAACGGUGCUGAUUCUCGGGGCGGCAUCGGCAUGCGGACAAGCAGCAAUCCAGAUCGCCCGGGCCAUCGGCGCAGAGAGCUUCAUGGGAUACUCGAGCGAGCAGCAGCGCAUGUUCUUGCAGACAGUUGUGGGUGUCCCGGCUGCGUUGCUCAUCGACGUGACCUCCAAGAAGUCUAGGGAAGAAAUCAGCCGAGCCACUGGUGGCAAAGGGGUCAAUGUUGUCUUCAACCCGACCAGGCAGCAUGUCGAAGAGUGCCUCCACUACGUCUGUGCAUCCGGACAUAUCGCACAGAUAUCGGCGACCAAGGCUGAACAUGGAAUGAAUCGCAUGAUCGAAUACAAGAUGACUCAAAUCUGGACAUUCGACAUCUGGUCAUUCCUGCACGAGCGCCCAGCCCAGUUCGAGAAGCUCUUGCACGACGCCGACUCUCUGCUUGCUACAGCUGGUCACGGACACCUGCUGAGCAACAACACAACAGACUUCACCCAGCUCGACGCCGCGUUUAAGAAGUUUCGUGUCGACCCUCUCCUUGGCAUCCACAACUUGACGAUCACCGACACCACAAAGGUAGCACUUUUGGGCCCGGUCCGCGAGGCAGUCCUCGAUCCGUCUGCCACCUACGUUCUUGUGGGAGGCCUUGGCGGACUGGGAGUGAGCAUCGCAGGACUACUCAUCCAGAGGGGUGCCAAGCACCUGGCAUUCUUUUCCAGGUCCGGCGCGUCGAGUGCAUCAUCUCAAGCCUGUCUAGAAGACUUGAGAGCGAAAGGCGCCGAUGUCCGCAGCUUCCAAGUCGAUAUCUGCGACAUGGCCGCUUUGCGAGCAAUCCUCAGGCAGGUGGCGGCGGAGAUGCCUGCCAUCAAAGGCGCGUUCCAGUGCGCGGCUGUACUGAGAGACUCGUCUUUUUCGUCCAUGGACUUCGAGGCAUGGCGCACGGCUUUCGCUCCGAAGGCCAUCGGCUCGUGGAACCUUCACGAGUUGCUUCCACCGGACAUGGAUUUCUUCGUCUUCCUGUCCAGCUCGUCCGGAGUCAUUGGAAAUCGUGGCCAGGCCAACUACGCGGCAGGUAACUGCUUCCAGGAUGCCUUGGCCAAGCACCGGAGCUCUCUCGGACAACCAAGCAUUUCACUCGACCUGGGAAUAGUAUUGGAGGUCGGAAUGGUCGCGAAAGACGAGGAGCUCCUUGAUGUCAUGCGUGCCGGCGGAUUCUUUGGCACCCGCCUGAAGGACAUCCUCUUCAUCGUCGAGCGCGCUCUCACGCCCAAGGGAGGAGGCCCCCUCAAGCUCCCGCCUCAGGUCGUCAUUGCCGUGGGCACAGGAGGUCUGACGCUCCAGAACAAGGUCGUGGACCCCUUCUGGGCGAGAGCGCCCAUGUUUCGGCACCUCAACCUCGUCGAUGCGCCACCGACUGAGGAUCCGACGAGCCUGGGCAAGAGCAACGACCUCGCCACGCGCCUCCGAGAGGCGGACGACGCGGACGAGGCCGCCGAGCUGGUCUGCUCGGCGGUGAUCAACACCCUCGCCAAGCGCAAGGGCAUGGUCCCGGCCGACUUUGAUCCGCAGCACUACUUUGGCGCGUACGGCAUCGACUCGAUGGACUCCAUGUUCAUGAUCUCGUGGAUCCUGCGGACGAUGGGCGUGACGGUCCCGACCCUCGAGGGCAAGUCGAUCAUGGCGCUGAGCAAGGACAUUGCGACGCAGGCUAGGUCUGCGGAGGAGGAAUAA
Molecule: messenger RNA, 7035 nt
Organism: Thyridium curvatum
Lineage: Eukaryota; Fungi; Ascomycota; Sordariomycetes; Thyridiales; Thyridiaceae
Exons: 9
Coding region: 1-7035 (2344 amino acids)
Biological process (GO): secondary metabolite biosynthetic process; fatty acid biosynthetic process
Molecular function (GO): oxidoreductase activity; fatty acid synthase activity; 3-oxoacyl-[acyl-carrier-protein] synthase activity
Source: RefSeq, a predicted model, not a curated record